GCAGUUUCCUCCGCCUAUUUUGAUCAAGCAGCCUUUUCCUGUCUGUAUUUCCAUAUCCUCAAGCAGGUUUUGAAGCAUGGCUCUGGCUGGAGUUCGAGUUAUUGAGUUGGCUGGUCUUGCACCCGCACCAUUUUGUGGCAUGAUUCUUGCAGACUUCGGUGCCAGUGUGAUCCGUGUUGACCGAACCAAAAUGGCAAUGAACAUAGACACGCAGGCCAGAGGAAAACGCUCUGUGGCCAUUAACCUGAAGACCGCUGCAGGUGUGAGUCUGCUCAAGAAGCUCUGUGUCCAGUCCGACGUCGUCCUUGAACCAUAUCGCAAAGGUGUAAUGGAAAAACUAGGACUUGGACCUCAAGAACUACUUAAAGAAAACCCCCGGCUCAUCUAUGCUCGAUUAACAGGAUAUGGCCAAAAUGGACCUUUAGCGCUUGCUGCUGGACAUGACAUAAAUUACCUUGCAAUAUCAGGCUUAUUAUCACGCCUGGGACGCAGCACAGAAAAGCCGUACGCUCCACUGAACCUGGUAGCAGACUUUGCCGGUGGGGGUCUCUCCUGUGCUCUGGGGAUCGUUCUGGCUCUGUUGGAAAGGACAAAGUCAGGGAAAGGCCAAAUCGUGGAUGCCAGUAUGGUUGAAGGUGCUGCAUAUGUGGGUUCAUUUGUGUGGAAAUCUCAUCGCAUUGGCAUGUGGAACAACCCUCGAGGCCAGAACAUGUUGGACAGCGGCGCCCCCUUUUAUGACACCUAUCAGACGUCAGAUGGAAAAUACAUGGCUGUGGGUGCCAUUGAGUCACAGUUCUACAAAGAGUUACUUAAGGGUUUGGAGCUGGACUCUGCAGAAUUACCAGAACAGAUGAGCUUCAAUGACUGGCCCAAACUCCGACAUAUUUUUACAGAGCGAUUUGCCUCUAAAACCCUGGCAGAGUGGACCAGAAUAUUUGAAGGCACAGAUGCAUGUGUUACACCUGUGUUGUCUUUUGAAGAGGUGAGCUCGCACCCUCAUAACCAGCAGAGGGGGUCGUUCAUCAAAGACCAGAGCGGGGAGGAGAGUCCCAGACCAGCGCCAGUACUUGACAGAACCCCUGCUGAGCCUUGUCUUAAAGCUGACCCUAUGGUUGGAGAACACACAGUGGAGGUUCUGCAGGAGUAUGGCCUCAAAGCAGAGCAGAUUGAACAAUUACUAGCGACAGGAGUCGUAGAGUCUCAUGCCACUAAGACUAAGUUGUAACUAUAUUAUGACUAAAUCUGUACUGAAACAACAGUUUUCAUAACCUCAUUUACCUCACUAAUGUUAUUAAUGUGAAAUAUUAGCGUUUCUAAAGGGAAUAUUUCCUUAAUCGAUAUAAUUUAAUUAAAUAUGAUUUGAAGAUUUUUUUACCCUUUGUCACAUUCAGAACUAACAAUGUCAGCUCACCCAUCGUCAUUUUAUGCCAAAAAAUAUAUUUUAAAAUCAACUCCAUCCACGUUGCCAUUUUGUUGUAUGUUGAAUCUUCUCUGUACAUUAUGUAUUUUGAAAUAAUGCCACUUUAAACCAGUAUAAACAGUAUAAGAAGUCCUGUAUCACGCUGAUGUAGUGGAUUUCUCUAUAACAGUGGCUUCCAUUCAUACUGGGCUUUAUAGUUUUUCUCUUCCCUCAGAAGUGCACUGUUCUCUCAUGAGUGCAGCAGGUAUCUGAAGAAUGUGUGUAGCGUGACUCCGACCAGCUGACUCCCCGUGCACAAGGCAUAACACAACACACUGUUCACUGUAAGGCCAAAAAAGGCCUAUAGGUCUGUCAAAAAGGUCUGUACACACUCUGCAGUAAUUUACUAUUUCAAUGAUAAUAAAUUGCUAAAUUGACAAACUCCCGGUGGGGACAAAAUGUAUGGUCAGGUUUACUACUAUAUUAAAAUAAUCAAUUUAUAGAAUAUUAGGCAGAAAUGCUUGAACUGUAAGACUUUAUUUACACAUUUGAAAGUUUUACUUCCAGGACAGAUGAUCUUUUUCCUUAAUUUUCAUUAUUCCUCUUUGUAGCUAUUUGAGAAGUUACAAAUGUCACCAACAAAAGAAUAAACGAUGUUCUAUUAGAUUGUU
Molecule: messenger RNA, 2070 nt
Organism: Periophthalmus magnuspinnatus
Lineage: Eukaryota; Metazoa; Chordata; Actinopteri; Gobiiformes; Gobiidae
Gene: amacr
Product: alpha-methylacyl-CoA racemase
Exons: 6
Coding region: 77-1225 (382 amino acids)
Biological process (GO): bile acid metabolic process
Cellular component (GO): mitochondrion
Molecular function (GO): alpha-methylacyl-CoA racemase activity
Source: RefSeq, a predicted model, not a curated record